This is a messenger RNA of Chrysochloris asiatica (Cape golden mole), 630 nucleotides long. It is a transcript of the gene FGF21, whose product is annotated as fibroblast growth factor 21. The record is from RefSeq and is a predicted model, not a curated record. Gene Ontology annotation, cellular component: cytoplasm; extracellular region. Lineage: Eukaryota; Metazoa; Chordata; Mammalia; Afrosoricida; Chrysochloridae. Gene Ontology annotation, biological process: fibroblast growth factor receptor signaling pathway; positive regulation of cell population proliferation; cell differentiation. The coding region runs from base 1 to 630 and encodes 209 amino acids. The transcript is spliced from 3 exons. Gene Ontology annotation, molecular function: fibroblast growth factor receptor binding; growth factor activity.
AUGGGCUGGGCUGGGUCUGGGUCUGAGCACUUGGGACUGUGGGUCCCUGUGCUGGCUGUCUUUCUGCUGGGAGUCUGCGGAGCACACCCCAUUCCUGACUCAAGCCCACUCCUCCAAUUCGGGGGCCAGGUACGGCAGCGGUACCUCUACACAGAUGAUGCCCAGCAGACUGAAGCCCAUCUGGAGAUCAGGGCAGAUGGCACAGUGCGGGGGGCUGCUCGUCAGAGUCCUGAGAGUCUCUUGGAACUGAAAGCCUUGAAGCCCGGCAUCAUUCAAAUUUUGGGGGUCAAGACCUCCCGUUUCCUGUGCCAGGGUCCUGAUGGGGUGCUGUACGGAUCGCUCCAUUUUGACCCAGCUGCCUGUAGCUUCCGGGAGCUGCUUCUAGAAGAUGGAUACAAUGUUUACCAGUCUGAAGCCCAUGGCCUUCCACUCCGCCUGCCUCCCCACAACACCCCAUACAGGGAUCUGGCUUCCUGGGGACCAGCCCGCUUCCUGCCACUGCCAGGCUUGCUCCCAGAGUCUCCAGAGUCCCCAGGUGUCCUGGCCCUGGAGCCCCCCGACGUUGGCUCCUCAGACCCCCUGAGCAUGGUGGGGCCUUCACAGAGUCGGAGUCCCAGCUAUGCCUCCUGA